This is a messenger RNA of Phasianus colchicus (ring-necked pheasant), 5827 nucleotides long. RefSeq names its product SPT7 like, STAGA complex subunit gamma (gene SUPT7L). Gene Ontology annotation, molecular function: protein heterodimerization activity; transcription coactivator activity. The record is from RefSeq and is a predicted model, not a curated record. NCBI's taxonomy places the organism in Eukaryota, Metazoa, Chordata, Aves, Galliformes, Phasianidae. Gene Ontology annotation, cellular component: SAGA complex.
UUUCCCCUUCCUUAGGAGAAGCAGCUGUGCCAUCAGUUGCACGGACGUUGCGUCCUGAUGCUGUCUUGAAAGCUGCGUUUCUCACGGUGACUUUGGAAGAGUUUUCUUGCCAUCACUUAUUUGCUCUAUUCCGAGGCCAGCGCCGGUUUGUUGUUGCCCAAAGCUGAGAGCUUCUCCCCGCGGCUCGUACUGCAGUGUCUGGGAGCCUUCCCGGUGCCUUGAGGACGAUCCUGUCACAAUGCUGCGCUACUGGGGUGAGAUCCCAGUGCCAUCCAACCAGGCCAACCGCAGCUCUUUCGACCUGCUCCAGCGUGAGUUCCGCACGGUGGAGGUGCAGGACCCUCCUCUGCACCAGCCGUCAGCCAACAAACCCCGGCCCACCACCAUGCUGGAUGUCCCCUCCGAGCCAUGCAGCCUCACCAUCCACACCAUCCAGCUCAUCCAGCACAACCGGCGGCUGCGCAGCCUCAUCGCCAUGGCCCAGGCACAAAACCAGCAGCAAGCGGAGGGCAUCAAGACAGAAGACAACGAACCUCUGCCCUCUCGUCCGGCCUCACCGCCUCUCCCCGAUGACCUGCUUCCUCUGGACAGCAAGCCCCCCAAAAUGCCAUUCCAGCUGAGGCACAGUGACCCAGAGAGCGAUUUCUACAGAGGAAAAGGGGAGCCUGUGACUGAGCUGAGCUGGUCCUCCUGUCGGCAGCUUCUCUACCAGUCAAUGGCCACUAUCCUGGCUCACACGGGCUUUGAUUGUGCCAAUGAGAGUGUCCUGGAAACCCUGACAGACAUAGCCCACGAGUACUGCUUGAAGUUCACCAAACUGCUACGCUUUGCUGUGGAUCGAGAAGCCCGACUGGGGCACACCCCUUUCCCAGAUGUCAUGGAGCAGGUCUUUCAUGAAGUGGGCAUUGGCAGCGUGCUCUCACUGCAGAAGUUCUGGCAGCACCGCAUUAAGGAUUAUCACAGCUAUAUGCUUCAGGUUAGCAAGCAGCUUUCUGAAGAGUAUGAGAAGAUUGUCAACCCUGAAAAGGCAGCAGAAGACACAAAGCCUGUGAAGAUUAAGGAGGAGCCUGUUAGUGAUAUCACUUUCCCCAUAAGCGAGGAGCUGGAAGGAGAUCUUGCUUCUGGUGACCAGUCUUUGCCUGUUGGAGUUCUCGGAGCUCAAAGUGAGAGAUUCUCUGCAAAUUUGGAAGUAGAAGCUUCCCCACAGACUUCAGGGGCUGAGGUAAAUGCUUCCCCACUCUGGAACUUGGCACAGGUGAAAAUGGAGCCACAGGAAAAUGAGGAGGCCAAUGUACAUGGCCAUGGAGUCCUAGGCAGUGAUGUCUUUGAGGAGCCUAUGUCAGGCAUGAGUGAAGCUGGGAUAGCACAGAGUCCCAAUGGCUCUGAGAGCAGCUAUGGUUCUCAUUCUGCUGACAGUUUGAUGGGAUCCUCACCUGUCUUCAACCAGCGCUGCAAGAAAAAGAUGAAGAAGAUGUGAAGAGAGAGGGCCUUUUUAUUUAGUUCUGAUGGACUUGAAACAUACCAAGAGAGUUCUAUGAUGGCUAUGAUAUAUAUAAAUGGGGCUGGCCCUGGUGUAUGAGGAAGCUUGCAUGAAAUCAUUAUGAGAGAUUUGAUGUGUAGUGCACUUCAUCUCCCCUCAUAACUGGUUUCUGUACUCCAUCCUGACUCGUGAGACUGAAGAUAACUAUAUGCAUUUGAUGGUGUCAUGGCUUGCUUUGACAGACUAAUGAGGAAGUUACAAGUGGAAAAUAGCCGUGAGGAGAUUUGUUAAGUCACAGAAUCAGUGAAUAAUUAGGGUUGGAGCUUUCUAGUCUAACCAAGGCAAAUAGAACAGGUUGUUGAGGGCCUUGUCUCAUUGAGUUUUGAAUAUCUGCAAGAAUGGUGAGUGAAAAAAGAUGGUGAAUGCUUUCUGGGCAACAUUUGCCAGCAUUUGACUACCCUCAUAGCAAAAAGAUUAUUCUUGCAUCUGACUGGAAUUUCCAUGUUUCAACUUGUGUUCAUUGCUUCAUUUUCUGUCACUGUUCAUCUCUGAGUUCAGUCUGACUUUGUCUUCUCUAACCUGCAUAUUAGGUGGUUGUAGACAAUGAGAUCUCUACUUAGCUUUUCCUCUUCUUUUAUCUGUAAAAACCAAACACCCUCAGCCUCUCCUUGUCUUGUGCUGCAGUCCCCUAUCCAUCUUGGUGACUUUCCAACAAAAUUGCUGCAGUGCCCUUAUUGUAAUAGGAAGUGCAGAAGUGGAUAAUGUCCUCCAGAUAAGGUCUCACAAGUACAAUAUAAAGAGAAAUAAUAAUUUCAACACUGUGGCCACACAACUGCUAACUGUUGCAGGCAGCAAGACAGUCUCAAGUUGAGUAAUUUUACUGGGGGAGAGCCUUCGCUGGUGAUGAUGAUCUAGUAAAGAUGCUGGAGGGUGGCCUUACAGUGCCAUCAGCUAGCUUCUUUGGUGCCUUCAGAUGCAUCUUGUCUAUUUACAUGGGCUUGUGAGCAUCUAGCUGUCUGAAGUUCCUACUAACUCAUUCUUCCUUUGCUCUACAUAAUACCUUGUCCCCCUGAACUCUUCUAGUAGACGCAGGGGGCAGACCUAAACAGUGAAAAUGUAUAGUUGUGUUGAGUACAUCAGUCUCAAAUUGCAGCCUUUGUUUCCAGGUUGUUGAACAGCAAACCCACAUUUUCUUGAACCUUUCUUUUGCUUCCAUUCUAUGUAGAAAAGCCCUUCACAUUUCUGUGUGUUUCAACUCCAGCUGAACUUUGCCUUCCCUAAUUCUCUCCCUUCAUGCUUGGACUAUGUAUUUAUAUCCCUUCUGGCCAGCUCAUUCUCAUUCCCAUUUCUGUGUACAUUUCUGUGUUCUCUGUCAGUGCAAACUUUUCCUUCACUCUUACUGGAUUGAGUGUAGCCACUUCAGGCCAGUUGCUAUCUUGACAACUAGUCUGAAGCAGAAUCUAUUUUACUGCUUGCUUUUAUGGCUCAGCUGACUGAUGACAAUUUUUGUUCUGCAGAGUCCUCAGUUGAUCAGCUCAGUCUUUAUCUUGAUUCAGUGAGUAUCUCUCUCAAAAGAAGCUAGCAUGAACACGAAUCAAGAAUGAACAGUCACUUAAACUGGUUUUAUACCUGUAACCCACUGGGAUGUUUGAGGGAGAUUUAUCAGACCUCCCAUUUGUCCUUAGUAUUGCAAGUUUAUCUUUUGAAAGGAUGAGCUCCAGGCAUAGUAUUUUUUUUUUUCCUGUUUCCUUAUAACAUGCCUAGUCUUAGUUCUUUUUUCCUAACUGUAUUUCUCUUUCAUUUUGCAGAAGUGGAAGCCAAACGUUAAAUUCCUCUAUGUCUAAUAAGAAUGUGUGGCUACAGGCUUUUAUGGACAUUGGAGUUAAUAUUGCCCAUUGCAGUUUUAAGGGUUCCUCCUGGGAGGUAAAUUCUAGCUAUUUGAAGUCUAGUCAGUAGUUGAACAGAGGACCGGUGUAUCAGGAAAUCUUUAUUUUGAUUCCCUCUGAGUCACCAUUAGGAAAACUGCAAGGCCCCUGUUUUCUCAGCUGUGAAAAAAGAAUAAUAGUAUUUGCUACUUAGAAGUCUGUUGGAGAUUUAGUUACUAUUUAAAAAGGUACUUUGUUCCUUUAGAGAGUUUUGUUAGAGCUAUGAGCUUUUCUUCCAUUUGAGUAUGGCUGGAAUAUGCUUCGGUGGACACUGAAAUGUUAGUGACCUAUAUUAUACUUGUUUUAAACAAAACAGCUUAUUAUGAACAAGUAUAGGACAGCUGUGCUAUUUGACUGCCAUAGUACAAGGAAAGCAUUUUAGAUGGUGUCCUCUGACUGAACUUUAGACUUCUGCAUCUAAAUUUGUUGCUCAGGGCCCUAUUUGCAGCUGAAAGCAAACAGUCAUUUUUAGGUCAACAUGGGUCUGACCUAGAAGUAGAAGUCUAAAGGAGGUCAGAUGAGUGGUGUUUUAGAAGUAUCUAUUUUUCCACUGUGUGCCAAUAAAGUGAAUUCAACUUGAUUACCUCAGCUAAAGGCAUCCACUCCAUCAAUAUUAGUGAAGCAGUUGGAAUUUAGCCUUUCAUGUCUGGGAGUCCCCCUGUUAGGCAGGUAUUUUUUGUCUUCUACACGUUCAGUAGUGCUUAUCGUUGAAAUUGUAGUACUGGUCUAAAAGCAGACUGCCCAUCUUACUUAACAGCAGAUCCUGGGUUCUCCACAGCACACAGGAUGUGCUAGACCAGGGUCUUGAGGUUCAGCCUGAUUUGGCUCUUGGGUCUGUGUUUGAUACUGCAUUAGAACACCUCUACAUGAAGCAUUUGCCAAACUGUUGUGAAAUAUUUUUGAAUUUAGGACGCAUAAGCAAAGUCGUUUGCACCAUUUUCAGGAGCUAGAGGACAGAGUGGCUGCUGUCAGCAUGGCUUGCUCAUUUGCAAGACCUCAGAGGGGCUAAAAAUCUGCUGUUCUCCAUGGCUUUAGUUAAACCACUUAAGCCUCAGUCUUAAGUGCUUUCUUUAUAUUGCUCAAGUACAGAUGCUCUGUCUUAUUUUUAAUCAUGCUUUCGUAUUUCAUAUCCCCUUUCCACACUCACUUCGCCCUGUUAUACACAUGCUACAAGCCAAACCUGAACCCUCUAUUGAUUCAGCUGUGUUGUUGCAGUAUAAGGGAGAUGUGUUAUUGAUUCUCUUUGGGAAGCUUGUUUAUGCAGGGAUUAGAAAUGCAUCAGCAUAGUUUGUACAUGUAAAAAGUGAUGGCAGAGUAAAAUCUGUACCUCCUUUUUCCCAUUAUGCUGUGUUGCUUCUGGCUUUCGUGCACUGGAUGUUUUCUUUUGUGCAUAUGGAAGCUUUACCUUGUAGGUGAGCCUUUCCCUUCUGAACAUUUGCAGACUUUGAAUUUACAGUGCUGUACAUCAUGCAUGAAAGUGAAAUUUCAAAUCUAGCACACCAGCUCAGAUACAGACAGUAUGCCCUUCUGACGAAUGAAAUAAGAUUUUACUAGGUGUGAGGAGCUAGUGAGAAGUUCAUUGACCAUGUAAUCCCCAAAUUUUAAGCUACACUGAGGUUACACAACGGCUUGGAAUGAAGCUCUGCUCUCACAGUUGUUUUUUUUCUGGUCCCUGGUAAAGUGCUCUGCUGACCCAUCUGCCUCAGAAGUUUACUAUUUUGUUCAUUCUUUCAUCUUUCUCCCUUCCCUUUCCAAAGGUGAAUGAAUGGAAAAUUGGAAUACGGAGGGUUUAAUGCAUCCAUGUCCAGUAGUACUGAUGUCCUUAAGAGAUUUAUUUUGCCAUGAAUUACUAGGCUUUUGAAGUAUUUUGCAUGGGAAUGAUAGAGGAUUGCAGGUGAGAGAGUGCUGUGCAUCAUACUCGUUUCCCUUUUUAUUCCUUUUGAGAAGUUUUACCUGGCGUCCAGCUAAGUUUACUGUCAGUGUGAAAAGUUUAGUGUAGGUCAGACCAUGCUACCUAGUGAUUUAAUUCCAAGACUAUUCAUGCUAAUUUGAAUAUACAUAACGCUGUGCAGAAAAAGAGAUGUUCCCCACUUAGAAAUUUACAACUGAAAAAGAAAAUAGGAAAAUAAGAUUAGAUGGGGUAGGUGAGGCCAAUCUGAUUAUAUGCUGAAUUCUGACACUAAUGCUUAUGUUAUGUGUGAAAGAUAUUUUACUUAAGAUGUUUUUGUAUGUGCAUGUGAGUGAAAUACAUAACUUCGUUUGUGUUUAUAUGGAACAAAAUUGCUCAGAAAUAUUUCAGGCUUUUUGCUUGUUUGUUUUUGAUUUGUUUUUCUCCCUUGCUCUCCUGGAGAGAGUAUCUUUGCAAUUUCUAAGGAAACAAAAACACUUCUCCAGAAAUAAAAAUUCUUGAGGUUUUAUCUGA